AUGUCAGCCUCCGUACCGGACUCUCUGCGUGACCUCGACCACGCUGUCCGUCAGCUGCUUCGUCAACAAGCCGAUAUUCACACGACGUUUGACGCUUCGAUGGCCGUCCAACAGAAAUUGACGCUACCCAGGAGCUUGAAAUGCUACGCUACAAGCAGAGUGUUCUUCAGCAGCUUGUCGAUCGUCAGGAGCUGGAUCCCCUGGAACCUUUGCGUCAAUACUCAGCAGACGCCCCGGCAGGAUUCGCCACUUGGCUUGACCACCAUGCUCGACAUUACGACCACGCCUUGCAUGGCGUCAUUCGACGCCGAGCACGUUGCCACACCCCUCAUCAUGAAUCUCGCCGAGAAGCAACGAGACGACCAUGCGCAGGUGCACACGUCGCUUCCAAAGCGAGACCCUGAUGUCUUCAUCGCGGGCUCACCUCCUAUGUCCAGCUCGAAGCCGCCGUCGUGGCAGGUUGAAGCUGGGGCCAGAGGCAUUACCCCCCCGAGGGAUGCCUGGCGUUGCACGGCUGGUGGCCAGCAUGGCCAGGGAUCUGCCACGGUAAACUGCAGCAAAUGCCCGCAUCCUGACUGCGACCGCAUCGUCAAGGACCUUGCCUCACACUUGGUCACGCACAAAGAGGUGCGUCCAGAGAAAUGCCCGAUCGCCUCGUGCCGAUAUCACACAAAGGGCUUCGCACGCAAGUACGUCAAGAACCGCCAUGCCCUCACGCACUACCGCGGCACCAUGGUGUGCCCAUUUUGUCCUGGCCCUGGAAAUCCUUGUGAGAAGGAAUUCAUGCGCGCCGACGUCUUCGAGCGGCAUCUCGCCAACUCUCACAAUGUGGAGCUGAUGCCGCCAAACAGCCGCGGUUUCGGCAGGUUGGCCAACCUGCUACCGGAGGCCGCCAACAAGGAACAAAACCAUGAGGGGUGCGGCUUGGAAGAGACAAGCCAAGAAGCGCAAUGCUCCAUUUGCCGGGUGCCAUUCGCCGCGGCUCAAGAAUUUUACGAGCACCUGGACGAGUGUGUGCUGAGCGUUAUUAUGCCACCUGUCACGGCCGCCACAGCAACGGUUUCUCUUUGGCAAUCAUAG
This is a messenger RNA of Drechmeria coniospora, 1080 nucleotides long. RefSeq names its product zinc finger protein. Gene Ontology annotation, biological process: regulation of transcription by RNA polymerase II. The transcript has 4 exons. Gene Ontology annotation, cellular component: nucleus. Bases 1 to 1080 code for a protein of 359 amino acids. The record is from RefSeq and is a predicted model, not a curated record. Lineage: Eukaryota; Fungi; Ascomycota; Sordariomycetes; Hypocreales; Ophiocordycipitaceae.